This is a messenger RNA of Recurvomyces mirabilis, 1662 nucleotides long. RefSeq lists its product as uncharacterized. Gene Ontology annotation, molecular function: transmembrane transporter activity. Gene Ontology annotation, cellular component: membrane. The record is from RefSeq and is a predicted model, not a curated record. The transcript is spliced from 5 exons. The coding region runs from base 1 to 1662 and encodes 553 amino acids. Lineage: Eukaryota; Fungi; Ascomycota; Dothideomycetes; Mycosphaerellales; Teratosphaeriaceae. Gene Ontology annotation, biological process: transmembrane transport; amino acid transport.
AUGCCUCGAAAGCAGUCAGAAGGGCGUCGAGCUUCUCUGCUCAAAGACGACGAGCAUUUGGCUUCAUUGGGCAUCAAACAAGAAUUACAGCGCAACUUCUCGCCAUUGUCGAUGCUGGGCUUGGCCUUCGCCAUCCUCAACUCUUGGACUGCGCUGUCUGCCUCCCUCUCCCUCGCUUUACCCAGCGGUGGACCAACCUCUGUCAUCUGGGGCCUGAUCACAGCAGGCGUAUGCAAUCUCUGCCUGGCAGCCUCUCUGGCGGAAUUUUUGUCUGCAUAUCCGACAGCAGGAGGACAGUAUCACUGGGUCGCGACGAUUUCAUGGAGAAGAUGGAUGCCUAUACUCUCUUGGAUUUGUGGUUGGAUUGCGUGCUUCGGAUGGAUCGCACUGACAGCAACCGCCGGCCUCCUAGGAUCGCAGUUGAUUCUGGGCAUCAUCUCGCUGUACAACCCCGAUUUUGAGUCCAAACCAUGGCAGCAAUUCCUCAUGUACAUUGGGUACAAUGUGGUGGCUGCCCUGGUCAAUGCCUUUGGAAACCACAUACUACCUCACGUCAACCAGAUAGCAAUCAUAUGGAGCAUUGCAGGUUUCACCAUCAUCUCCAUCACAAUCCUGUCGACGGGUUCGCCCAACUUCAACUCAGGCGACUACGUAUACAGGCAGUUCAUCAACAAUACGGGAUGGCCUGACGGGAUCUCGUGGAUGUUGGGCUUACUCCAAGGCGGCCUUGGUCUCAUAGGCUAUGAUGCGACGUCCCACAUGGUGGAAGAAAUACCCAAUGCUGCAAUGGUGGCCCCGAAAAUCAUGAUCUACGCAGUAGCCAUUGGCAUGUUCACUGGCUUCAUCUUCUUAUCCUGCCUGUUGUUUGUGGCUGGUCCGGUCGACGAGGUCAUCGCAUCGCCCCUCGGUCCACUCGGCUAUAUUCUAUACUAUUCCACGGGAAGCAAGGCAGGAUCGGUCUGCCUGCUAAUUUUCCCGCUGGUCUGCUUGCUGUUCGCCGGGAUUUCCAUCAUGACGACUUCUUCGCGCAUGACCUACGCCUUUGCGAGGGACGGAGGACUGCCGUUCAGCCGUUUCUUCGCCCGCGUACACCCGAAGCUGGAUGUACCGCUGGAGGCUCUCGGCUUGACCAAUGCCGUGGUGCUCAUCUUCGGUCUUAUCUUUCUCGGCUCUAGCUCAGCAUUCAACGCAAUAGUAUCUGCCUCUGUGGUAGCGCUUGGGUUGUCGUACGCUAUGCCGGUCGCGAUCAAUCUCUUACGGGGACGGAAGAUGCUACCAUCGACACGGUCAUUCAUAUUGCCUGAAUGGUUCGCCUGGUUCGCAAAUAUUCUGGGUGUCAUCUACGUCAUCGUCACCACGGUCCUUUUCGUUUUCCCGCCCGCACUUCCAGUAACUGGGAACAGCAUGAACUAUUGCAUCGUCGCAUUCGCCAUUGUGCUCAUAAUCAGCAUGAUCCAAUGGUUCGUCGAUGGACGCAAGAACUACAAAGGCCCGAAAGUCGAGCUGGACGACCAAGUGCUCACAGCGGUCAAUUCACCAGUGAACGUCAGGACUGCUUCUGUCGUCCAGCAGCAGUUCGACACCCAGAAGGCGCGCGAGGCAGCUGCGGGAAGCAAUGGCCGGCAGCCUGUCGGCCACGAGAUACCGGACAAAGAGGUCUGA